This is a messenger RNA of Spea bombifrons (plains spadefoot toad), 1417 nucleotides long. Its product is annotated as embryonic protein UVS.2-like. Gene Ontology annotation, molecular function: metalloendopeptidase activity; zinc ion binding. Lineage: Eukaryota; Metazoa; Chordata; Amphibia; Anura; Pelobatidae. Bases 1 to 1359 code for a protein of 452 amino acids. Gene Ontology annotation, biological process: negative regulation of inflammatory response; proteolysis. The record is from RefSeq and is a predicted model, not a curated record. The transcript has 10 exons.
AUGGCGGCUUUCAGCCUUCAGAGUGCUCAUGUGGGCUAUCAGGGAGAUAUUGUCCUGGGAAAUCUCCGCAGUGCCACCAGCUGUGAUAACUGCAUCUGGCCAAAGUCAGACAGCGGAAACGUGGAUGUUCCCUAUACCCUCUCUUCCAAAUACAGUGAUUCGGAGAAAAAGAUCAUCCUUGGUGCGAUGCUAGAGUUUGAAACGUUGACCUGCGUGAAGUUCGUGGCUCGUACUGAUCAAAGGAACUACAUUGCCAUUAAGCCCGAUGAUGGGUGUAGGUCUGCCAUUGGAAUGGUGGGAGGUGAGCAGGAGAUAUCGCUGCAUCGUUCUGGUUGCCUCAAGAAAGGCAUCACUCAACAUGAACUCAACCACGCGCUGGGAUUCUACCACGAACAAGCCAGAACCGACCGCGAUGAAUAUGUCACCAUAGUGACUGAAAACAUCAAUCCAGAUGACCUCAAACAUUUUGACAUCGUCCCAACUAAGAAUUUGGGAAUGAAGUAUGAUUAUGAAUCUGUAAUGCACUAUUCCAGUACGGCAUUCAGUAACAAACCCCAGCAGGCAACGAUAGUUCCCAGAUUUAACACCUCUUCCACCAUCGGACAGCGGUAUGGACUGAGCCGCCUGGAUGUUGGAAAGAUUAACGUUCUGUACGGUUGCGAUGUUUGCAGCACUUUGUUACCUACCCCCAAAGGGACCGUGAGUUCAGCAAACUACCCCUCUAACUACCAAGACAAUACCAGCUGUGUGUGGCUCAUCAGGACACCGUCCCAAAGGGUGCUCCUGGAAUUUGAAGAUUUUGAUGUACAAUCCUCUCCAGACUGUGAUUCCGAUUAUGUUAAGGUGUACGGUGGAGCGAGCAGAACCGCCCCGGUACUUCUAGAGAAAGCGUGCGGCGGUAUUAUUCCUCCACCCUUAAUGUCCUCGUCCAACCUGAUGUUGCUGGAGUUCGUCAGUGAUGGAGAAGUCACAGGAAGGGGGUUCAAGGCUUCGUACGGCACAGUCCAAUGCGGCAACACGUUCCACCAACCUUCAGGAACCUUCACAUCGCCGGGAUUUCCCGAGGAUUAUUUGCCGCUGUUGGAAUGUAUAUGGCUUAUCACGGCUCCUGAAGGCUUCAUGAUCACUCUGCGGAUAAACCAACUCAACGUGGAGUAUUCAGUUUACUGCCGACUCGAUUAUCUCUCCGUCUUUGAUGGAGACGGCCCUUCCGCUCCACUUAUAGGGACUUACUGCGGCUCAAGGGAGAACAUCGUGGGAACCUCCAGCGGAACAUCAAUGUUCAUUCUAUUCCACUCGGACCACUCCGAGCAGAUGAGCGGCUUCGAGGCAUCCUAUCAGUUUGGUAGAUUUAUUUAAUCUGUUAAGUAAAAUGUGAACCCAAUACAUUUAAAUAAAUAAAUAAACUGAACUAUGA